GAUGACGAAGUAAAGCUGCGACAAACCGGUUGGCUUGGCAACAGGCAGAGACACAGUCCUUAGCCAGCUAGGAGUUGACGUUAGCUAUCAAGAUAGCACUUUUUUGUUAAUGUACUUGUUUGGUUUGAAUGUAUCUUUUUUAAUGGUCUGUUAAAAUGAUAGAUCCUUCGUUGAGUUCUUUAGGCGCCCACGUUGUCUUGGCUGCAUCCAGCGACGAGCGCCAUCCCCCAGAAAACAUAAUUGAUGGGAACACUGAAACGUUCUGGAUGUCCACUGGAAUGUUUCCUCAAGAGUUCAUCAUUCGCUUCGCCCAGUCGACGAAAAUGUCCCUUGUGACAAUGCAUUGUUUUAACGUCAAGAAUCUAAGAAUCGAGAAGAGCAUGUCAGAAGAUGCUACUAACUUUGAGUUUGUUGCAGAGAAAGAAUUUGAACACAUAGAAGGUAGUCUUCAAACAAAUGACAUUCCACUCAGUGGAACCAGUGCUACACACCUACGCUUCAUCGUCACCUCAGGAUAUGACCACUUUGUCUCAGUUCACAGAGUCAGUGUUGAAGGAUAAAUCCUUCCUCAACGUAUCAAUCAACAGUAGCUUCAAAUUAAAGUAUUUUUUUAUAUAAAUCUGACACAAUCUGCUUUGUGUUGUUCAUUUCAUUUUUAGUUAGUUCAUUUUUUAUUGCAUAGAUAGACCCUUUUUUGUUGCCCUUACUUAAUGAAAAUAGCCUGAUCUGAAAUAAUUUGUU
Molecule: messenger RNA, 741 nt
Organism: Hypomesus transpacificus
Lineage: Eukaryota; Metazoa; Chordata; Actinopteri; Osmeriformes; Osmeridae
Product: intraflagellar transport protein 25 homolog
Exons: 5
Coding region: 156-560 (134 amino acids)
Biological process (GO): intraciliary transport
Cellular component (GO): intraciliary transport particle B; centrosome; cilium
Source: RefSeq, a predicted model, not a curated record